CGACAACAACCACGCUGUAAAUCCCCACAUCUCCGGGUUGGACUAACGUUAUCAGCGGGCAUAAAACAGUACUAACACUACCUCACAGUCAACUGGAAAUAGGGUGUUCGCCACACUCAGUGCUAUGGGGGCUACAAGGAGAUCUCAUGUGUCCUAUUUCAUCCUGCUAUUUCUGUUGCCAGUUGCAGCUUGCUUGUACUGCUACCAAUGUGGCAGCACAGGCUCAGAAGGAUCCUGUAAAACGGAUACCAAGACGAUGGUAAAAUCGGCCAACGACAUUUUAAAUAACACCAGUCCAGAUGAAGAAGUACAUGUAGUAGAUCUAGAUACAGACUCUGAGGGAAGGACCCUGCCCUACAUCAAGAAGUGUCCCAACUCUAGGAAUGUGUGUAUGAUCGAAACUGUUGAGGCUGCACAGACGUCGGACAUUCUUAGCUACAUCCGGGACUGCUCUGACGGGGAGACGUUCUCGUUCGGAAACUUGUCCAUGCUGCAAGGCAUUGAGCACAACAACUUCAGCACGUGUGCCUACGACACUCGCGGAUACAUGACCUGUGUCACCACCUGCCAAACAGACUUCUGCAAUGGACCAAAGGCCGGUGCCACCUCACUGAUGAUGUCGGUCGCUCUCCAGAUUGCCUGCCUGUUGUGUGUCUUCAGAAUGACGUGCACGUCUUUGUAAUGGCG
This is a messenger RNA of Haliotis rufescens (red abalone), 687 nucleotides long. RefSeq lists its product as uncharacterized. The coding region runs from base 125 to 682 and encodes 185 amino acids. The transcript has 3 exons. The record is from RefSeq and is a predicted model, not a curated record. NCBI's taxonomy places the organism in Eukaryota, Metazoa, Mollusca, Gastropoda, Lepetellida, Haliotidae.